AUGGGGUUCAAGCUUCCGCUCCCACUGUUUGUCAUGCUUCUACUCCCGCCAGCGCUGGUGACAAUCUCCCUCCUCGUUCGCUUCCCAUCACUCCCUCACGGCGACGACCUCGCAGUCCUUUCAAACGGCACUCAUGACUUUCACCCUACCACCAUCCUGCUGUCCAUUGACGGCUUUCGCCCCGACUACCUAGAGCGCCGUGAUCUUGUUCCCAACAUUCUCGCGAUGGGGAAGGAAGGGAUGAGGGCAAGAUCAAUGCAGCCGAUCUUCCCAUCACUUACAUUCCCGAAUCACUGGGCGAUGUUAACCGGCCUGUACGCCGAGAGCCACGGUAUCGUCGCAAACGACUUCUGGGCCCCAGACGUACAGGAAGAAUUCAGCAGCCGCAAUAAGAGCUCCUGGGAUUCCCGCUGGUGGUGGGGCGAACCUAUGUGGAGUGUGGCUGAGCGGGGCGGACGGCGAUCUGCGCAGAUGAUGUGGCCCGGCCCACCAACGACGGCCGAGGGAAUCUCGCCCAGUUUCUGGGUCGAGUUCCGAGAAUCCGCGCCGCUUGAGAAGCUUCCGGAGCUCCUCUCGUACUUCGACAAGCCGAUCGAUGAAGCACCGAGCCUGAUCCUAACAUACCUCCCAGAUGUGGAUGUCGCAGGACACUCAGGCGGACCAGAGAGCAAGGACGUAGAGGACGCGCUGGUGCGCGUGGACAACUUUGUUGGCGCGCUCAGAGAUGCUUUGGCGGAGCGCAACCUAUCCAACCUCGUGGACUUGAUCGUCGUCUCGGACCACGGAAUGGCGGCGACAAGUGCUGAGCGGCUAAUCUUCCUCGACGAUCUUCUCGGUGAAGGAUUCAAGGACCUGGAGCAUCGGGACGGUUGGCCAUCCCUCGGGUUGCGGUUCGGUGACCAGUCACCUGUGCACAAAUACCUCGACAUUCUGCAGACGGCGUCCGAGAACGGAACGUUUUCCGUCUUCACACACGAGACAAUGCCAGAGCGCUGGCAUUUCAGCUACGGUGCGCGCGUCGCGCCAAUGUACCUCGUCCCGAAGUUAGGAUGGGUUAUCACAGACCAUGACGAAUUCGACAGGAACAGUCACAACGGAGUCAUGGACAUUAAAGGGGCUCAUGGCUACGACAACGCGCACGCGGAGAUGCAGGCGAUUUUCUUCGCACAAGGUCCUUGGGCGAAGCGUGUCAAGGCCGCAUCUGGGACGCAUAGGGAGAUGUGGGAGACCACCAGCCCGGCGGUGCUGAAGUCGUUCCGCAAUCUCGAGCUAUUCAAUCUCAUCAUGUCGCUUCAGAGUUUGGACCGGAUAGCGCCGCCGAACAACGGGACACGCGGUUUCUGGGACAAGCUUGUAAAUUAG
This is a messenger RNA of Cutaneotrichosporon oleaginosum, 1362 nucleotides long. RefSeq lists its product as uncharacterized. Gene Ontology annotation, molecular function: ribonucleoside triphosphate phosphatase activity; nucleoside triphosphate diphosphatase activity. Lineage: Eukaryota; Fungi; Basidiomycota; Tremellomycetes; Trichosporonales; Trichosporonaceae. The record is from RefSeq and is a predicted model, not a curated record. Gene Ontology annotation, biological process: nucleoside triphosphate metabolic process.